ACAAAGUGUAGUUCAAGCAACGUCCUUUUUCUACAGCUUUGAUCAGAGUCAGUGUGUCACUGUCCGUGUUCUGAAACCAGACAAACUGCAGGUCAUCGUUGUACUGUGACUGAUGUGGACGGGAGCCUCACACACAUAAAGUCUCACAGUGAUCAGAGUGGAGGCGACGCCUGAUUGCUUUGAUCUUUGUUCUCUGGACUAAAUGAAAAUGCUGGUCAUCUUUGGAAUCUUGGUGAUGUUCACUGAAGCUGGAGUGGGUUUGCUGUCCAUGAACCCUGUUUGUAGAUUUAAUCAGAGUGAUCCAUGUUAUGGAGCUGUGGGACGACCGCUGUACCUGCAGCUGCCAUCUGAGUAUGAAUUAGACUUAAAGAAGAACAUCAAUGGAGCUCGUACUGAGCGUAUUUUCAGAUUUAUAAACCAUAAAAUCACGUUAAAUCAUCUAGAUUAUCCAAGAUGGCAGUUUGUUGCUGAUAACAGCACCAUAAUAAUAAGCAGUGCAGAGAAAAGAGACUCAGGAAGAUACACUUUAGAUACAUUUGAUUCAGCAGGGAGAGACAGAGGCGUUUAUCAUCUCCAGCUGGUUAUUGAAGGUGGGUCUACACAACCUCUAAUCACAUCACACACUGUGGUGUCCUCAGUGACUGUGACAGACAGCUGCUUAUCAAUUGAGAAGAGGAACGUUUACUGUUCGUCUGAUGGAGAUAAUGUGCACUAUAACUGGACUCUCCAACAAACACACGCACUGGCUGAUGGGAACCCGACUCUUCUGCUGGACAAGAAAGUUCUUGGAAGUGUCACCUGCUAUGCUCAGAAUCAUGUUACCCAUGAAAAAAAAACUAUUGAGAUACAGCAGUGUCCUGAUCCUACAACUGUGACCCCCACUUCAACUCUGAAGCCUAAAGUGACACCAAGGACACAAUCAGGCAGUGGUACAAGUCUGGCAGUGACUGAUUGCUCCUCUAACCCUCAAGUGCCUCUCAGUUUUCAGAGAGACAUUGUCUAUGUGGUUGUGCAGGUUUUGGAGAUUACUUUUCUGCUGUCAUUGUUUGGAGGUUUCCACAUCUAUGCUAGAAUCCAAAGAAAACAGACCAACAGAGCAGCAGAAAGUAAGGAAGAGGAGGUGGAGGAGGGUCCAUACACCAACCUGGAUCAAGAACACAAGAAGAAAUAAACCAUCAGACUUUCCAAGUUAGACAACCUGAAUCCCGAACCAUCAGCGGAAGAGACCCAUCAACUAAGGAGAACAAAGAAAACAGACUGAGGUCAUUCAGAUAAUUAAGGACACUGGUGGACUAAAUUGACUAUGAAAACUAUCCAGUCCAAUUAACAAAAUUAUUUAGAAUUAUAGAUUAAAUUUGUGUUUAAGUUUUAGUGUUUUUUCAGUGUGAGUUCAACCCAACCUUAUCACUGGAAGAAAAUAUGGCCUUCAACAGCUUGAAAACGACAUCUAGUUAAGAACAUAUGAGAAGAGAAUUCCAUAGAACGUCCAUAGAAAGAUUACUCACUGCAUGGUGUAUUAAAAUGAAAAGUAUGGAAGCACUGGUGUAUCAGUACAUCUAGGCUCAUGUUCAAAAUAUAAUAACAGUUCUGACUACCAAUUACUUCUUUUUUAAGUGUUACAUAAGUUGCUCAUGAAACCAGCACUCAAAAGCACAAGUAUAUGCAUUUACUAUGUAUUCAGUUCAUUUAAUUUGUUGUAAGUUGUUCCAAAACUUUGUAAAGUUUCUGUUUACUGUGUAUUAAAGUGUGUUCAAAGAGUAAACAUUAAAAGUGUGUACUAAAGUUUUACAUAUGCUUUUUAAAAGUACAUUUAAAUGCAUGUUCUUUUACAAUGAGGCAAAUGAAGACAGGACGCUUUUAGAAAUGUUUUCUGUGAAAUUACAGCACUUGUUCACAGUGAAGCUGAUCAUCAUCAUCAUCAUCAUCACUUUUCUGUUAAAACUCACACUGUAGUUGUUGUGAACUUCCUCCUUGUUUUUUUCUAAAAGACUGUCAGUGAUGUUCAGCUGAAGUUGGGGGACGGACUUAUCACCAUUAUCAGGAUAAAGAACAAAGUGUGUUUCAAGCAACAUCCAUUUUCUAGAGUUUUGAUCAGAGUCAGUCGAUCAUUGUUUGUGUUCUGGAACCCGACAAACUGCAGGUCAUCGUUGUUCUGCUGCUGAUGUGGACGGGAGCCUCACACACAUAAAGUCUCACAGUGAUCAGAGUGGAGGCGAUGCCUGACUGCUUUGAUCUUUGUUCUCUGGACUAAAUGAAAAUGCUGGUCAUCUUUGGAAUCUUGGUGAUGUUCACUGAAGCUGGAGUGGGUUUGCUGUCCAUGAACCCUGUUUGUAGAUUUAAUCAGAGUGAUCCAUGUUAUGGAGCUGUGGGACAACCGCUGUACCUGCAGCUGCCAUCUGAGGAUCAAUUACUCUUAAAGAAGAACAUCAAUGGAGCUCCUACUGAGCGUAUUUUUAAAUUUAUAAACCAUAAAAUCACAUUAAACCAUUCCAAUUAUCCAAGAUGGCAGUUUGUUACUGAUAACAGAUCCAUAAUAAUCAGCAGUGCAGAGAAAAGAAACUCAGGAAGAUACACUUUAGAUACAUGGGAUUCAGCAGGGAGAGACAGAGGCGUUUAUCAUCUCCAGCUGGUUAUUGAAGGUGGGUCUACACAACCUCUAAUCACAUCACACACUGUGGUGUCCUCAGUGACUGUGACAGACAGCUGCUUAUCAAUUGAGAAGAGGAAAGUUUACUGUUCAUCUGAUGGAGAUAAUGUGCACUAUAACUGGACUCUCCAACAUACACACCAACUGGCUGAUGGGAACCAGACUCUUCUGCUGGACAAGGAAGCUUAUGCAAGUGUCACCUGCUAUGCUCAGAAUCAUGUUAGCCAUGAAAAAAAAACUAUUGAGAUACAGCAGUGUCCUGGGCCUACAACAGUGACCACCACUACACCUCCGAACUCCAAAGUAACCCCGAGGACGCAAUCAGGCAAAGGUUUGCUGUCCAUGAACCCUGUUUGUAGAUUUACUCAGAGUGAUCCAUGUUAUGGAGCUGUGGGACGACCGCUGUACCUGCAGCUGCCAUCUGAGGAUCAAUUAGACUUAAAGAAGAACAUCAAUGGAGCUACUGCUGAGCGUAUUUUCAAAUUUAUGAAGCAUAAAAUCACAUUAAAUCAUCCAGAUUAUCCAAGAUGGCAGUUUGUUGCUGAUAACAGCACCAUGAUAAUCAGCAGUGCAGAGAAAAGAAACUCAGGAAGAUACACUUUAGAUACAUUUGAUUCAGCAGGGAGAGACAGAGGCGUUUAUCAUCUCCAGCUGGUUAUUGAAGGUGGGUCUACACAACCUCUAAUCACAUCACACAAUGUGGUGUCCUCAGUGACUGUGACAGACAGCUGCUUAUCUAUUGAGAAGAGGAACGUUUACUGUUCGUCUGAUGGAGAUAACAUGCGCUACAGCUGGACUUUCCAACAAACACACCCACUGGCUGAUGGGAACCAGACUCUUCUGCUGGACAAGGAAGUUUGUGGAAGUGUCACCUGCUAUGCUCAGAAUCAUGUUAGCCAUGGAAAGAAAACUAUUGAGAUACAGCAGUGUCCUGGUUUGCUGUCCAUGAACCCUGUUUGUAGAUUUAAUCAGAGUGAUCCAUGUUAUGGAGCUGUGGGACGACCGCUGUACCUGCAGCUGCCAUCUGAGGAUCAAUUAGACUUAAAGAAGAACAUCAAUGGAGCUACUGCUGAGCGUAUUUUCAAAUUUAUGAAGCAUAAAAUCACAUUAAAUCAUCCAGAUUAUCCAAGAUGGCAGUUUGUUGCUGAUAACAGCACCAUGAUAAUCAGCAGUGCAGAGAAAAGAAUCUCAGGAAGAUACACUUUAGAUACAUAUGAUUCAGCAGGGAGAGACAGAGGUGUUUAUCAUCUCCAGCUGGUUAUUGAAGCUGUGGUGUCCUCAGUGACUGUGACAGACAGCUGCUUAUCUAUUGAGAAGAGGAACGUUUACUGUUCGUCUGAUGGAGAUAACAUGCGCUACAGCUGGACUUUCCAACAAACACACCCACUGGCUGAUGGGAACCAGACUCUUCUGAUGGACAAGGAAGCUCAUGGAAGUGUCACCUGCUAUGUUCAGAAUCAUGUUAGCCAUGAAAAAAAAACUAUUGAGAUACAGCAGUGUCCUGAUCCUACAACUAUGACCCCCAUUUCAACUCUGAAGCCUAAAGUGACACCAAGGACACAAUCAGGAGACAUUGUGUAUGUGGUUGUGCAGGUUUUGGAGAUUACUAUUCUGCUGUCAUUGUUUGGAGGUUUCCACAUCUAUGCCAGAAUCCAAAGAAAACAAACCAACAGAGCAGCAGAAAGUAAGGAAGAGGAGGUGGAGGAGGGUCCAUACACCAACCUGGAUCAAGAACACAAGAAGAAAUAAACCAUCAGAAUUUCCAAUUUGGACAGCCUGAAUCCCGAACCAUCAGCAGAAGAGACCCGUCAACUAAGGAGAACAAAGAAAACAGACUGAGGUCAUUCAGAUAAUUAAGGACACUGGUGGACUAAAUUGACUAUGAAAACUAUCCAGUCCAAGUAACAAAAUUAUUUAGAAUUAUAGAUUAAAUUUGAUCAGUUUUAGGGAUUGUUUUUUCAGGGUGAGUUCAACCCAACCUUAUCACUGGAAGAAAGUAUGGCCUUCAACAGCUUGAAAAAGACAUCUAGUUAAGAACAUAUGAGAAGAGAAUUCCAUAGAAGGUCCAUAGAAAGGUUACUCACUGCAUGGUGUAUUAAUAUGAAAAGUAUGGAAGCACUGGUGUAUCAGUACAUCUAGGCUCAUAUUCAAAAUAUAAUAACAGUUCUGACUACCAAUUACUUCUUUUUUAAGUGUUACAUAAGUUGGUCAUGAAACCAGCACUCAAAAGCACAAGUAUAUGCAUUUACUAUGUAUUCAGUUCAUUUAAUUUUUUGUAAGUUGUUCCAAAACUUUGUUGUUCCAACUUUGUAAAGUUUCUGUUUACUGUGUAUUAAAGUGUGUUCAGAGUAAACAUUAAAAGUAUGUACUAAAGUUUUAUAUAUGUUUUUUAAAAGUACAUUUAAAUGAAUGUUCCUUUAAAAUGAGACAAAUGAAGACAGGACGCUUUUAGAAAUGUUUGCUGUGAAAUUACAGCACUUGUUCACAGUGAAGCUGAUCAUCAUCAUCAUCAUCAGUUUUCUGUUAAAACUCCCACUGUAGUUGUUGAGUAGUUGGGAGACAGACUUAUCACCCUGGUCAGGGUUAAGAACAAAGUAUGUUUCAAGCAA
Messenger RNA from Pygocentrus nattereri (red-bellied piranha), 5256 nucleotides. RefSeq lists its product as uncharacterized. The transcript has 18 exons. The record is from RefSeq and is a predicted model, not a curated record. The coding region runs from base 2252 to 4396 and encodes 714 amino acids. NCBI's taxonomy places the organism in Eukaryota, Metazoa, Chordata, Actinopteri, Characiformes, Serrasalmidae.